ACUGUGGAAGAAGACACCACGCUAAGUUUCUGGAGGCUUCCGGGGGUUCUUACGUGAUGUGGCUAAAGUAAACCCACGAGGCAACAUUAGCUUAAAUCCCCGGCGUAACAGGGAGGCGAUAGCGCUCUGAAUUUACCUCCAUACAGGUACAAACACUCCCAGAAAAAGGUCUCUCCUGAUCAGAUGGUGUCCCGCACGCGAGGGCAUUUGGAGGCAAACUACAGUUCCUCACCCGUCCUCACCCCUCCCUGUCCUUUUCGUCACGUCAAGCCGCUUUGCAUACCGACUUCCUUCUCCCGCUGGUCCCCAUCAGCCAGCCGGCGAGGCGAAGCGUAGCGAGCAGCAGCAGCUGAUAACAUGACGGGAGGAUACUGUAUCACGGAGAGCCAUGAAGAGCUGACUUUAAAAACUUCAUUCGGGAAGUAGGCGGAUGUCGUGUGCGGCCGAUAUCCAGCUCGGAGAAGGACUACACGGAGAGGAGGAGCGGAGAAAUGGAUAAUAUUUGAUGCAACCGGGAUUUUUUUUGUUGUUGUUGUUUUUCUUGUUCGACGUGAAGAGGCGGAAUAUGCCGGUGUUUGUACACUACUGUACGUGGAAGUACACGGACUGUUUUUCUUCCCACUCACAGCUCUAACCUAAGGAUUUAAAUCGCCACUUUUUUUUUUUUUUUUUUGCUAAUUGUAGCCCCGCGGUUUAAAAAACGCUACUUGUGCGUUGCUUAUUUUAUUUUGUUUUUUUUUUUAAACGUCGUAGUUAUUGAGUGCUCUCUCCUACAGGCUUCAUGUGAUUUUGUAAGCUAAUACACAUUUUUAAAUGUAUAAAAUUAGCCAUGGGGUGGCCCCCCUCUUAAACAGCCUGUGAAACCAUUGCACCUCUUAGCUCCCCUUUUUGACCCACCUUCAAUUAAUAUUUCCUGUUAGCUAGCUUUCCCCUUAUUACAGGUGUCUAUCUUUUUUCGUGACACGGCAUUUAUUUUUCCAGUUAUAAUUAUUCUGAUUUAAAAAAAAUAUUUAUCUUUACAUUAAGGCUGCUAACUGCUGUCUGUUUUGCAAUUAAUUAACCCCUCGCAGGAUACGAAUUCCCUCAUUUUCCCGUCCUAAUUUCCACCAUGAGUUAUAUGGUAGUAAAUGUAUUGCUACGUGGACUCGUCAUCUAUGCGGUACUGGGCUCGGAGUGCUCCUACUCGAAUGAUCUGCCAAGCCACUCGUCUGAUGCUGCAAAUGUAGCCAUCACAGAUCCGUGUCUCGUCGUGAUGCCGCCGUGCGUGGGCGAGGCCGACCGCUUCAGCCUGGAGGCGCUGCGGCACAUCCACAAGCAGCUGGACGACGACAACGACGGAGGGAUAGAGGUCAACGAGAGCUUGGAGUUUAUAAUAGAAGACAUGAAGCAGCAGCAAACCAACAAACACAGCAACCUGCACCGUGAAGACCAGCACAUCACAGUGGAGGAGCUGUGGAAGGGAUGGAAGAACUCCGAAGUCCACAACUGGACCAUGGAGGACACGGUGCAGUGGCUGAAGGAGUCGGUGGAGCUGCCGCAGUACGAGAAGAACUUCCGGGACUUCCGGGUCACAGGGAACACGUUACCUCGAAUAGCGGCAAACGAACCGUCGUUUAUGUCCAUGCAGCUGAGGAUAUUAGACCAGCGGCACAAACAGAAGCUCAACCUGAAGGCGCUCGACGCCGUGCUUUUCGGGCCUCCUCUUCGUCCGCAGCACAACUGGGUGAAAGACUUUGUCCUGAUGGUCUCCAUUGUGAUCGGAGUGGGAGGCUGCUGGUUCGCCUACAUUCAGAACAAGUCCAGCAAGGUGCACAUUUCUCAGAUGAUGAAGGAUCUGGAGAGCCUUCAGAACGCCGAGCAGAGCCUGUUGGACAUGCAGAGCCGGCUGGAAAAGGCUCAGGAGGAGAACCGGACGGUCGCCGUGGAGAAGGAGAACCUCGAGCAGAAGAUGAGGGACGAGAUCAACGACGCCAAGAAGGAGGCCCACCGGCUGCGGGAGCUGCGCGAGGGCGCCGAGUGCGAGCUCAGCCGGCUCAAGUACGCCGAGGAGGAGCUGGUCCAGGUGCGGAAGGCUCUGAAGCGGGCGGAGAAGGAGAUGCAGUCGGAGCGCUCGGUCCCCGAGGCGCUGCAGAAGUGGCUGCAGCUCACGCACGAGGUGGAGGUUCAGUACUACAACAUCAAGAAGCAGAGCGCCGAGUUCCAGCUGUACGUCGCCAAAGACGAGGCAGAGAAAAUAAAAAAGAAAAGAGGUUCUGUGUUCGGAACCCUUCACGUCGCCCACAGCUCGUCCCUGGAUGAGGUGGACCACAAGAUACUAGAAGCAAAGAAAGCUCUGUCAGAGGUGACGGCGUGCCUGAGGGAGCGGCUUCACCGCUGGCAGCAGAUCGAGAAGCUCUGCGGCUUCCACGUCGUCAACAACUCGGGUCUGCCGAGCCUGACGGCCAGCCUCUACUCGGACCACAGCUGGGUGGUCAUGCCCCGGGUCUCUGUCCCUCCGUACCCCAUCGCAGGCGGUGUGGACGACCUGGACGAGGACACGCCUCCCAUCAUUCCACAGUUCUCCACCGCUGCGUUGAUCCGACCCCCGCUGACCCGCAACAGCAGCCUGUGCCGCUCCCGCCGAAGCCUGCUGAGCCAGCAGUCGUCCCUGAUGUCCCCGGACCCGGACCUGCUGUCCAUGGCCGGCUCGUCCCUCUCCUAUCGCCCCGACGCAGACGACGACCAGUUUAUGUUCAGUUUGGAUAGGAGGGGAGAACCGGCUCAGGACGGCAGCUCCGACACGGACUCCUCCCUCUGCUCCACCAUCGGCCGCAAGCAGCUGCAAUCCCCCGGCGCCGCCGACGCCCCGUACCGCCGCAUCUCCCGCGAGGAGCUGCUGCUGCUGGGCCAGGGCAGCCCGGAGCGCCCCGGCUCCUCCACCCACACCACCAGCAGCAGCAGCAGCAGCAGCCUCAGGGACUCCACGCCUCCUCCCAUGCCCCCGACGCCGGCCGCCACCCCGUCCGGCCCGCCCUCCACCUCCCCGUCCCCGGCCCUGGAGCACCACCCGUUCGUGCCGAAAGGCUCGCCCGACCUCACCCGCGUCAUACCCGAGUCCCAAAGCAUGCCGCUGUCGCAGGGCAGCGCCGCCUCUCCGACGGGCAAGGGCGUCUACAACGGCAUCCUGGAGAAGUCCUACAGCUACGGCCAGCUGCCGGCGAGCAUGCUGCCCAACGUGGGGCGCAACCCGUCGCUCACCUCGCUGGACUCGGAGGGCCGGAGCCUGGGGAGAGAUUACAAGCUCCACAGCACCUCCUCCCAGGACUCGUGCGACAACGGGGAGAAAAUCAAGCGCUCCUCGUCUAAAAUCAAAAGCUUAUUUAAGAAGAAGAAAUAAAAAAAAUAAACGCUCAGCGUGAGGUAGCGCGUCGCGUGUGACAGCGAGAGAGUAAACUAAACUAAAAUAAGAAGAGUUUUAUCGCUCAUACGUCACUGGAAGAUAAAAAAUUUAUUUUUCUCUCCUGGGUUUUUUUUUUCCUUCUUUUUUUUUUUGUCAAAGAUGGAAUGUAGCUCAGCCUGGGUGCCGUCAAACACCCCUCAGCCUGGUAGCCUUAUUUUUCAAUAAUCCCUUUGUGUUUAGUUCUCGCCGAGGAAAAAAAAAAAAAAAAAAAAAACCCCCGCACAGGCGGAGGAAGGAGCCGAGGCAAGCUCACGGUUCUCUCUUCCUUUUUCUUUUCUUUGUAUUUCUUUCAUUUUAGUUUGAACCAAAAAAAAACCUCCUUAUAAUGGGUCUAAAGGUGCAGUCUGUACAUUUAGUUUCAAACUCACAAAGUGUUGUGUUUCACUGAAGACGUGUCGCGUGGAUGAACUCGUGUACUUGACUCAUUUCAUUCAGAAGAGAGAACGAGAGAGAGAGA
This is a messenger RNA of Poecilia latipinna (sailfin molly), 3896 nucleotides long. RefSeq names its product stromal interaction molecule 2-like. Lineage: Eukaryota; Metazoa; Chordata; Actinopteri; Cyprinodontiformes; Poeciliidae. Gene Ontology annotation, biological process: store-operated calcium entry; activation of store-operated calcium channel activity; intracellular calcium ion homeostasis. The record is from RefSeq and is a predicted model, not a curated record. The transcript has 12 exons. Gene Ontology annotation, cellular component: endoplasmic reticulum; plasma membrane. Gene Ontology annotation, molecular function: protein binding; calcium channel regulator activity; calcium ion binding. The coding region runs from base 1109 to 3376 and encodes 755 amino acids.